Nicotiana tabacum (common tobacco) is the source of this 1298-nucleotide messenger RNA. The record is from RefSeq and is a predicted model, not a curated record. Lineage: Eukaryota; Viridiplantae; Streptophyta; Magnoliopsida; Solanales; Solanaceae.
AGAGUAGUCCUCUAGCAAAAACACCAGCAAUGGAACUUUUCCACAAAGCAAAAGCCGUUCGUUUACAGAGUCACCACGACAAGUACUUAACAGCCGAAGAAGAUGAAGAAUCCGUAACCCAAGAUCGUAACGGCUCUUCAAAAAACGCAAAAUGGACAGUAGAAUUCGUCGAAAAAACCGACAACGUUAUACGCUUAAAAAGUUGUUACGGAAAAUAUCUUACAGCAUCAAAUCAGCCUUUUCUUUUAGGUAUGACUGGUCGGAAAGUUUUACAAACUGUUCCAAAUAGGCUUGAUUCUUCAAUUGAAUGGGAACCCAUUAGAGAAGGGCAUCAAGUGAAGCUAAGGACAAGGUACGGACAGUUUUUGAGAGGUAAUGGUGGAUUGCCACCGUGGAGAAAUUCAGUGACACAUGAUAUUCCACAUCGGACUUCUACUCAAGAUUGGAUUCUUUGGGAUGUUCAUGUUGUUGAGAUUUUGGUUCAUCAUUCUCCUGUUCCUAACCCGUUGCCGCCGUUGGUCAAUCAUUCUGAUUCGUUUGCUUCUGAAUCUAGUUCUCCUUCUACUGCUUCCUCAAAAUCUCUCAGCUUUUCUAGACAAGAGUCAAGUGAUUCUUUGGUUUGUUCGCCGCCUAAGAUGGGAGAUGGAAGGCUUAUAUAUUAUCAUAUCGCAGAUGAAUUUGGUGAAAUUGAAGAGGGAAUGGAGGGACUUAGCAUAGCUUUCAAGGGAAAUAGUGUUGAGGAGCUAACCAAGAGAUUGGAGGAGGAAACGGGGGUUGAGGGAAUUACUGUGUGUACUCGAAGUCCUUUAAAUGGGAAGCUUUAUCCUCUUCGUUUGCAGCUUCCUCCCAACAAUGCAACCAUGAAUGUUAUUAUUAUGCCAUCUUCAUCUAAAGAGGCAAGAGAAUUUGCAAAACCAAGAAUGCCAUUGUAGGCCAACAUGGAGUGUGCUACACGGAUUGAUGCAGUAGAUGAACAUAGCUGGAUUUUUGUAUCAAUGAGUAUGAUUCUAGUCUUAUGUCUUUUCCCUUGUUUGUAAAUAAGGUUUUGAGUGCUGAAAGAGAUGAGUUACUAGACUAGCUUCUUUGGAUCGUUGGAUGUUAAUCGCAUACUAUUGCACGAAAUAAUGAAAAUUGAAGAUAGAAGUGCUUAGUUUUUUUGUUCCAUUUACUGGAGGAGAUUUCUUGAACUGAUUUUUGUGGCAAGAAGUUUCUUUUGUUGUUGUGGUCGUUGGCAACUACAGUUUGUUGUAAAAUAUUAAUUUGAGCAUUAUUGAGAGCGAGGUGCACCACUUUCUCUA